Molecule: messenger RNA, 1311 nt
Organism: Phytophthora sojae
Lineage: Eukaryota; Oomycota; Peronosporomycetes; Peronosporales; Peronosporaceae
Exons: 1
Coding region: 1-1311 (436 amino acids)
Biological process (GO): regulation of DNA-templated transcription
Cellular component (GO): nucleus
Molecular function (GO): DNA-binding transcription factor activity
Source: RefSeq, a predicted model, not a curated record
AUGAAGCGUCGGCCGCUGCGCGCCGCCGGCGGCUUCGGGCUCUACGCGCUGUGCAUCUGCCUGUCCACCAUCGCGCUGCAAUCUCUGACCGCGCCGUCGCCCGCGCCGUCCUCUACCACCUCCUUCCUCAGCGUGCACUCGCUCCUCUGGACGCAGCCGCCGCCGCUCUCGGCCGCCGACUUGCGGCUGCGCAACCUGUCGGUGCACCGCGUGCGCUACGUGGAUGACGCAGACGCAGCAGCAAUGGCCGAAGAGCAACAGGAGCAGGAGAAGGCGGCCACGGGCGUCCGCAAGGCGCUGACCGACUUCCUGACCGCGAGACCGCGCGUCAACGAAGUGUCCAGCGUCGUGGUCACGUGGGAGGACCACCCGCUCGCAGCUCACGCACGGGACAAGGACGCGCGGCUGGAGGAAGAGCAGGAGGAGGAGGAGGAAGAAGACGCAGCAGUGGAGGCCGCCCCCUCCGAGUCGUACUCGUACGAGGUGCAGAUUUGGGUCACCGGGUGGGGGUUGGACGCACUCUGGAACCCAGCCAACAGGAGAGUGACCACAAGGGACCCGUUCCUCGUACUGGUGGACUUGCCGCGGGAGCAUGAGAUGGGCUUCCGAGUCAGGAUGAAGGCCAAGCAGACCAAGCGGUCGCUGCUCGGCUUCCUGCUGCCAAUGGGAUUCUUCUCCACCGAGACAGACGGACCCUGGAGCGAGAGCGCGAUGCUGUCCCCGACGAGGGAUGACGAGCUUGAAGCUAUUGUUACGUCCUUGGCGAGUAACAAGCCGCUGCUGCUGCUAUUGGCGCUGUGUAUCGGCUCGAGCUGCCUUGUGGUGGCGCAGCUGUAUUUCAGACGGAGACUGGCGGUCGCUCGACAGCGCAAGCUGCUCAAAAUGCAGUCGAGUCGGCGGUCGUCAUCGGAGAAGGACUUUGCCGCCAAGGACGGGAGCGCUGCGAGUGAGGCGACGGACAGCAGCAGUGAGGACGGCGGCAAGUCGGUGCAGGAGCUGGAGCACGAGAUCCGCGACCUCCGCCAGGAGCUGGCGGACUCGGAGGACGAGGUGCGGCAGCUCAUGCUGCUCAGCGGCUACGGCAUCGAGACGCUGGCGCCGCACGAGCUGGAGCAGCUGGAGCGCGAGCUCAAGCACACGCUCAAGCGCAUCCACCACCUCAAGAAGCACGGAGCGGCAGCGGCUGCACCGGAACCGGAGAUGAGCAAGACGACCCGUCAAUCGCACGUGGCCGAGCAGCGGGAGAGGAGAAGGCACAAGCAGCGAGACGCCCUCCCGAUGAGCCCCAUCUACGAGCACCGGUCGUUUUGA